AUGUGCAAGCUUAAUGAGCGUCGUCGGUCGUCCGACUUCCUCCUCUACUUGAGGCACCUGCGAGGUCGCAGCGAGCCGCCGGUCGGCGUGGGCGAUCCUUGUGCCGGUUGCAAUAAGCCGAUAUUGGACAAAUUUCUGCUGAAUGUCCUGGAGCGAGCCUGGCACGCGUCCUGUGUGCGCUGCUGCGAGUGCCUGCAGCCCCUGACAGACAAAUGCUUCAGCCGCGAGUCCAAGCUGUAUUGCCGCAACGAUUUCUUCAGACGUUACGGCACCAAGUGCAGCGGCUGCGGUCAAGGGAUUGCGCCCUCGGACCUGGUGCGUAAGCCGAGGGAUAAGGUGUUCCACUUGAACUGCUUCACAUGCUGCAUUUGCCGCAAGCAGCUGAGCACCGGCGAGCAGCUCUACGUGCUGGAUGACAAUAAGUUUAUCUGCAAGGACGACUAUCUGCUGGGCAAGGCGCCAUCCUGCGGCCACAACUCGCUGAGCGAUUCAUUAAUGGGCUCGGCGAGCGAAGACGAAGACGACGAUGAUCCGCCACAUUUGCGCGGACCGGCGCUGGGAUUGGGCGUGCUUGGACCGAAUGGGCCAGACUCAGCGGGUGGACCGUUGGGCACCUCGGAUAUAUCAGUACAAAGCAUGAGCACCGAUAGUAAAAAUACGCAUGACGAUUCCGAUCAGGGCUCCUUGGACGGUGAUCCCGAUGGACGCGGCGAUUCUCAGGCGGAGAACAAAAGUCCCGACGAUGCCAACGGCUCGAAGCGACGCGGACCCCGCACCACCAUCAAGGCCAAACAGCUGGAGGUACUGAAAACGGCAUUCAAUCAGACACCGAAACCGACACGCCAUAUUAGGGAGCAACUGGCCAAGGAGACGGGACUGCCCAUGCGCGUGAUACAGGUCUGGUUCCAGAACAAGCGAUCCAAGGAGCGUCGCAUGAAGCAAAUCACCAGCAUGGGCCGUCCGCCGUUCUUUGGCGGCGCGCGCAAGAUGCGCGGCUUUCCCAUGAAUCUCUCGCCGGGCGGGCUAGACGAUGGACCCGGCUUUCCCUACUUUGCUGCAGACGCUAAAUUCGAGUUCGGCUACGGCGGGCCCUUCCAUCCGCACGAUGGCCCAUUCUUUCCCGGCCAUCCCGGCGGACCGAUGCCCUUCAAUGCGCCAGGUGGACCAAUGGAUCACAGUGGUCCCAUACCGAUGGUGAACGAAUUUGGCCUGACGCCCGAGUCAACAUUUCUGAGUCAGGCGGGCGCACCGCCAAUGCAGCUGCAGACGGCUGUGGGGCCGCCGCCGCCGCCACCGCCAAAUGCCGCCGAGCACUUGCUGCAACAGGCGGCCGCGCAGCAGCAGCAGCAACAGCAGCAGCAGCAGCAACAACAGCAGCAGCAGCAGCAGGCGGCCCAGAAUGCGCAACAAGCAAGCCAAACGCAACAGCAGCAACAACAAAAUGGCCCGCGCACCGCAUCUCCAGAGUUCAUGAGCUCGGCGAACUUCAGCGAACCGCAGAAUAUGCAAAAUGAAGGGCUUGUUUGGUAAUAUACAAAACAGUUGGCAACGCGCCUGCUGUUUCUCAAGACCUACACGCAGCGGCAGCAGCAGCACCACCAACAACAA
Molecule: messenger RNA, 1608 nt
Organism: Drosophila navojoa
Lineage: Eukaryota; Metazoa; Arthropoda; Insecta; Diptera; Drosophilidae
Gene: Lim1
Product: LIM homeobox 1
Biological process (GO): neuron differentiation; regulation of transcription by RNA polymerase II
Cellular component (GO): nucleus
Molecular function (GO): DNA-binding transcription factor activity, RNA polymerase II-specific; RNA polymerase II transcription regulatory region sequence-specific DNA binding; zinc ion binding
Source: RefSeq, a predicted model, not a curated record